Eutrema salsugineum is the source of this 1624-nucleotide messenger RNA. RefSeq names its product pentatricopeptide repeat-containing protein At5g08305. The record is from RefSeq and is a predicted model, not a curated record. Gene Ontology annotation, molecular function: RNA binding; protein binding. Bases 7 to 1617 code for a protein of 536 amino acids. Gene Ontology annotation, biological process: RNA modification. Lineage: Eukaryota; Viridiplantae; Streptophyta; Magnoliopsida; Brassicales; Brassicaceae. The transcript has a single exon.
GGGUGAAUGUUGAAAUCAUCAUCGUCUCUUUUCGCGAACUCGAUUCUGCUUCAACGAUGCAAAUCAAUGCCGGAGCUGAAAAGAACGCACGCCCUCCUGAUCACGCUCGGUCUCUCCGAGGAAGAACCUUUUGCUUCUCGAACGCUUUCCUUCUCUGCUCUGUCUUCCUCAGGCGACGUCGUUUACGCUUACAGAUACUUGUUAAAACUAUCCAAUCCUCCGUCUUUCGGUUGGAACUGCGUAAUACGAGGGUUAUCAUAUAGUAGAAACCCCGAGAAUACGAUCCGUGUGUAUAUCCAGAUGUUGAGGAAAGGGUUUUCACCAGAUCACAUGACUUAUCCGUUUCUCUUGAAGUCGAGUUCUCGUCUCUUGAACAGAAAAAUUGGUGGCUCUUUGCAUACCUGCGUCUUUAAAACCGGGUUUGAGUGGGAUUUGUUCAUAUGCAAUUCUCUCAUUCAUAUGUAUGGAUCGUUCCGUGACAAUGCUUCCGCGCGCAAGCUGUUCGAUGAAAUGCCUGAUAAGAACUUGGUCACUUGGAACUCUAUCUUGGACGCGUAUGCCAAGUGCGGGGAUGUUGUUUCGGCAAGACAGGUGUUCGAUGGAAUGACUAAGAGAGAUGUCGUGUCUUGGAGUUCUAUGGUCGAUGGGUACGUAAAGAGCGGUGAAUAUAACGAAGCUCUUGAGAUUUUCGAUCAGAUGAUGCUAAUGGGUUCAUCAAAGGCAAAUGAAGUCACGAUGGUUAGUGUUUUGUGCGCUUGUGCUCACUUGGGUGCGUUAAAUCGAGGAAAGGCUGUACAUUGCUAUAUACUCGAUAAGCAAUUGCCCUUAACAGUUAUGUUGCGGACAUCUCUUAUUGAUAUGUAUGCUAAAUGCGGGUCUAUAGGAGACGCUUGGGGCGUGUUUUGUGGAGCAGCAUCCGUUGAGGAAACAGAUGUAUUGAUGUGGAAUGCUAUGAUUGGAGGGCUUGCGAGUCACGGGUUUAUAACAGAGUCGCUCCAAUUGUUUCACAAAAUGCAAGAAUCUGAGUUUGACCCUGAUGAGAUAACAUUCUUGUGCUUGCUUGCUGCUUGUUCCCAUGGCGGAUUAGUGAAAGAAGCUUGGCAUUUGUUUGGUAGGCUCAAGGAAAGCGGUGUGGAACCAAAGAGUGAGCAUUAUGCUUGUAUGGUCGAUGUGCUUUCCAGGGCCGGUCUAGUUGAAGACGCAUAUGAUUUCAUAUCCGAAAUGCCGAUAAAACCGACGGGUUCAAUGUUGGGUGCUUUUGUUAACGGGUGCAUAAACCAUGGAAACUUGGAGCUUGCGGAAACAGUUGGAAAGAAGCUUGUAGAGUUGCAACCGCGUAAUGACGGACGCUAUGUCGGGCUAGCAAACGUUUAUGCGAUCAACAAGCGGUUUGGCGCGGCUCGGUCUAUGAGAGAAGCAAUGGAGGAGAAAGGAGUGAAGAAAACUGCAGGACACAGUAUAAUUGAAUUGAAUGGAGCACCACAUAGAUUCAUAGCUCAUGACAAAACACAUUUCCACUCCGAGAAGAUCUACGCAGUGUUGCAUCUGCUUGGAACUUGGAUGGAUCUCAAUGUUAACAAUGAUUAUAGUGAAGACUAUCAUUGUCUUUGUUCUUGAGUCUAUA